Molecule: messenger RNA, 2616 nt
Organism: Ogataea haglerorum
Lineage: Eukaryota; Fungi; Ascomycota; Pichiomycetes; Pichiales; Pichiaceae
Exons: 1
Coding region: 1-2616 (871 amino acids)
Source: RefSeq, a predicted model, not a curated record
AUGAACAAGCUUCGGACGUUCUCUCGCAAAGAGGCCGCGUCGCCGCCCAAGGAGAAGUCGUCGCUCCCCAAACGCGUGGAGACGGCGGAGUCCCGGGGCGAGCUGAGUCCGGCCCUGUCUCCCAUCGCCACUCUGCUUUCUGCCCAGGCCCACCGGAGAUAUCACGAGGGAGUGUUUAUGAUUUUGAAGGAUUUGGACUCGGAGGGCCAGCCCGCCGAGCGCAAAUGGGAGGAGGUGUACGGGGUGCUCACGGGCAACCAGCUGGCAAUUUACAGGGUCGAGGACAUGGAGGAGGUCCCGUCGGUCGACUCGGCCAGUAAACCGUCGUACAUAAACUUCACCGACGCCACAUUCAAGGCGAUCGACCAGCUGCCCUCCUCAGGGGGAAACCUGAACAACGUCAUCAUCGUGUCGACUACGCUGAAAAAUCGGUACCUGAUCCAGAUCUCGUCCACCGAGCAGUUCCGUCGCUGGCACGCGGCCUUUCGACUCGCGGCGGCCGAAUACCGCCUGUUGCAAGAAGCAUACACGGGGGCGCUGCUGAGCGCGCGCGGGUCGCUGCUGUCGGAUAUCAAGGUCAUUUUGGCGGAGACAAAGUUCGAGCACGAGGACUGGACGAGCGUCAGAUUCGGCGCCGGCAUGCCGUGGAAGCGGUGUUUCACGGUGAUCGAGCCCCCAGCGAAAAGGAGCAAAAAGAAGUUCGUGCCUGGUCGCGUCGUCUUCUACGAGUCGGAGAAGAAGGGCAAGAAGCUGGCCAUGGCCACCAUCACCGAGGCCAACUCCAUCUAUGCCGUGUAUCCGCAGAACUACUCGGUCAUCGACCACAGCACGAUGAUCAAGCUGGACGGCUCUAUAGUGUUUUCCAAGUCUGAAGGCACCAAGGACUGCUCCAUCUUCCUGAUGCCCGACCAGCACUCAUCGGUGCCGGGCUACGACACGCUGAUCCGGUUCCUGAUCCCACUGCUGGACGCUUUCCAUCUCUACGGACGACCAAAGGGCUUAAAUGCCGACAAGCUCGAUCCGAACUCGCUGCUGUUUGCGCUGCCGGUGCUGCCCAAGGUGCACUACCUAGAGGUGGACGAUCUGAUGCAGCUCACGGCCAGCGCUACGACAAGCUCCUGGACCUCGUACCAGUGGCAGCAGGGCGUGAAGGAAAUCUUGAGGCCGAAGGUGGCCAAGGGCUACGAUGGCUGCGGCUCGGUCGAGGGCACAGUGGGAGCCGCAGGGAUGCUGGAGUUCUCGCGAGACCUUGCUGCUGGCAAAGUGCGGUCUUUCUCGAACCCGCAGUCUCCUACGAUGACCCCAAAACCGCAGUUGGGCUUUGAAAGAAAAAGACAAUCGUCGGGCCUGGCCCGGGAGACUCCAAAAGCAGAGGAAGAGACGCCGUUCCAGAGCCUUGCGGACGUGGAAGACAAGGAGGACAGUGGUUCGCAGUAUUCUGAACUGCGAUUCAGACAGCGCGCAGAGCAAAUGCAGACACCUGAACUUCAGCCAGCUAUAGAGUCGCAGAAAAAACAGUCUUCACCGGGCGGCCUGGCGAAGAUAUACUCCAAGUACGCCCAGCUGCCUGACUACGACCAGCUGAAUGAGACGCUGGCCAACCUGGACGUGAAAGAUGACACAAUCGAGGACCUCUAUCCUAACGAGGAGUCGGACGACGGGGAAGACGACGACGACGACGACUACGACAUCCAGAUCAUCAACCCAAGAACUAGAACCCCGGCGAUAGUCAAGUCGUCUCCGUCGCCAGGCCUCGAUACCACCCCGGUCACGAGACCGCACGCGCCAUACGGCCAGCCGAACCCACGGUACGGCAGCACGCCCUCGCUGGCAUCGUCGACAGACUCCGGCGAGCACUCCGACAGAAGAGUUCUUUCUCAGGAACGAGUCGUUUCGCCGUUUACGGCGUUCAACAAGUCGUACCAAGAAGCCAUCCGGCCCAACUUUGCUGGCCAGGCGCCUUCUGAGGAACAGAGCCCUGGAACUCUUGGAAUGCCGAGACAGAGACCAUCCCGACAAAGCCCAGACGGCGAGAGCUCUCACCUUCCUGCGGCAGAGCUGCAGAACCCGCCGCAAAGACCGCUCCAGCCAUACUACGAGCCACAAAGAUCCGGCUCGUCCGGCUCUGUCGAGUACAGGCCGGCGCAGCAGAAUCUUCACUUCCCGCGGGCUCCUCCAAACAACAUAGUCUCGCAGCAGGUGGCUUACGGCGGGUACCAGAACACUCAGCUGCAGUCUCCGUACAAUCCCCAAGGCCCUGCAGCCUACGACUACCAGUCUGCCCCUCGGCCUGCGCCGCCGACUGCCGGGUACGCGAACGGGUAUGCGAACGGCUACGCUGCUCCGCAGGCGCCAGAGGCCAACAUGUCGUCUCCGCGCCGCAGACCGCCGCCGCCGCUGAACCACUCGCAGCAGCACCGUCCGCAGUCGCCGCAAAUGCACCCACAGGGCUUCUAUCCGCAGCGGUACGCCAGACCGUACCCAGAGCCGCCAAGCCAGCCGCAGCAGAGCUUUGUUCCACCGCAGGCGCGCAGGGACAAGAACAACCCGUACGCGCUGGCGAAGAGCGCGCACGAGACCGCCGUCUCGUACCACAAGAACCCGUACUCCAGCUAA